Messenger RNA from Anthostomella pinea, 1623 nucleotides. Lineage: Eukaryota; Fungi; Ascomycota; Sordariomycetes; Xylariales; Xylariaceae. The record is from the annotation of a GenBank genome assembly.
AUGAGUGCACCUCGUCCUGGCAAUGGCUGGGCGACCGCCGACGACUGGGCCGCCCACAGGCCCUUCAUCACGUCGCUGUACAGAGACCAGAACAAGACAUUGAAAGAGACUAUGCAGGUUAUGCAGGACAAACAUGACUUCUUCGCAACCGUGAGGAUGUACAAAGCCCGCUUCCAACAAUGGGGCAUCGAGAAGAAGAUCAAAGCCGAAGACGCCGUCGAGAUCUUCCGCCAACAGACGGCGCGAGCCAAGGCGGGAAAGUCGUCGGUGGCCUAUGUCCGGGGCAGGCGGAUCAACCCCGACCGACUCCAACGCUACCGAUAUCGCGCCGCCGCCGUCGUAUCCGAGCAGAUCCUACUCGUCGAGAGGGAGUCGUCCGAGUCAUCACCCGAGGCCCAGCCGGUCCAGACCUCCUCGCACAUCAUCUGCCGGACGCCGUCGCCGGGCCCAUGCGAUACCCCGUCCAUCUCCCCGCGACUCGAAGACCCGCCGGAUCUGAAGGUGCCGCAGGAGUGUAUGCAGAUACUUGGGAAUUAUAUAGCAGGGUCGUUCGAGGCGGGAGUAUGGCAGCAGACGGACCCUGACAAGGCCGAGGUGAACGAUGCAUUCACUUGGGCGCAUUUCCUGGCAACGUCGCAGGGGCUGAUAGCCCAUAAUCGGACCAAGGAGGGCUUUUUCUUGCUUGGCAUCUGUUUCGACCAGUACAAGUCACACCUACAACACCCGGACUCGUUCUUUUGGCUGGCGACGUACAAAGCCGUCAUGCUUCUGGCGCAUCGGGACCGAAAGCUCGGCGAGACGUUCAUCAACUACGCUUCGAAGCUCACCUCCCUGAUGUUACCGCGCGACCACCCAUUCAACCAUGUCUGGUCACGGAUCAUGAUCACCGGUUUGCCAGGUCUGCAGCAGCAUGCAGCAGCCUUGUUCGAGUCCUAUCUGGAUACGUGGAGACACCACAUCACGUCCAUAAACGCCGACGAGAACAGCAUUGUGCAGAUGGCCUUCGUGUUCAUCCAGCUCCAUUGCAGCGGCAUGAUAACCCACGCCUUCCUGCGGGACAUCAUUGAGAUGAUGAUGGGUCUGCUUUCCGGCUCCCCCAUCGCAAGCCAAUAUCUGCUCCAAGAGGCCAAGUUCAGGAUGGCCUGCCUAUUCCUCGAGAAGCGCAAGCUCAACAAAGCCGAGACCGUCAUCGAGGAGAUUGUGUUCUGGCUCGACUCGCAGCCGUACGUCGAGUACAUCCACCUGCGCGUGAAGUGCAUGUGGGCGCUCUUCGAGAUCAAGGAUCACAAAGGCAUGCGCGUGGAGGCACUACAGAUCGGAUAUGACCUCAUUAAGCUGUGUCAGGAAACCUAUGGCAUGGUGCACCUGCAGACCUUGGAUGCCAUGUCUGCGGUGGAGGAGUUCCUGCACCGAACGGGCAAUAAGGCGGUCGCGCAGAUGAUGACCGACGACUUUGAGAACCGGUGGGCUGCCUUUAGCGACUCGGCGCGUGCUCGCAAGGGGUUUCCGCAUCCCAUUGAGAAGCCGUGGUUCCACCGAUGCAUCGAGAUGGAGGAGGAUUCGGCUUCUAUUCAGGAGUCGAUCGACUUGUUUGAACGAAGCUCUUGGCUCAAGGAUACGUGA